GUCAGCUGUCAACUGUCAGGGAGACUACUGAUAGCAACCGCAGCUCUUAUUGGGUCGAUCUUCAAUUUGUUGCUCAGAUGUUAACGAGAAAAUUGUUGACCAUGUGAUCUUGGUAGUGGCAAAUUUGAGAAAUAUAUGAACUUUGAAAACUUGUAAAAACCAAAGACGUUUCUCUGUUGAGUGCUUGUGAGAAUUUAUUGCCCCUGGACAUGUUGUGCCGCAAAGAAGGUGGUGCUAUGUUGUUCCAAGGUGCUGUGCAGUGCCUAGUGGUCCUGUUCGUCUUCCUCGGGCGCUCGAAUGCCGUCUCGCAGCCCAACAUCGUGCUGAUCCUCACUGACGACCAGGAUGUGGUGCUGCAGGGACUUAUCCCAAUGACUGCCACGCAGAAAAAUCUCGCCUUCAAGGGCAUAACCUUUAAUAAUGCGUUCACAAGUUCGCCAAUCUGUUGCCCGUCGCGCGCCUCAAUUCUGAGCGGACAAUACGCCCACAAUCAUGCCUCAAUCAACAACUCCGUCUCGGGCGGAUGUUAUGGCGACUUCUGGAAAGAAAGGGUCGAAAGGCGAACCAUUGCGGUUCAGCUGGAAAAUCUGGGCUACGAGACAUUCUUCGCUGGGAAGUACCUCAAUCAAUACCACUCGGACAAUGUUCCGCCCGGUUGGAGCAAAUUUUACGGACUCCACGGCAACUCGAGGUACUACAAUUACUCACUGACCGAGAAUGGGGAGGUGGUGAGUUAUACGGACGAGUAUCUGACGGAUGUGCUCAAGGAGAAAGCGCUGGACUUCCUGAAAAGCCGGGAGAGUAACAAACCGUUUUUUGCUAUGAUUGCGCCACCAGCUCCACAUGCUCCUUUCACGCCAGCACCGAGGCAUAAUUUGUCGUUUGAGGGAGUUAAGGUCCUACAGACGCUGAACUUCAACGUGGCAUUUGGACCAUUAGACAAACAUUGGCUGGUAAACAUGCGUGGACCUUUCCCGGACAGUUUAAUUCCAACGCUGGACAACUACUACCGCAGUCGAUGGCAGUCUCUGCUAGCCGUUGAUGAACUUGUCGAGUCCAUUGUUCAGCAUCUUGAAUCAGCCGGUCAAAUCGAUAACACUUACAUAGUUUUCACUUCAGACAACGGCUAUCACAUGGGACAGUUUGGGCAACCGUUUGAUAAGCGACAACCUUACGAAACGGACAUCCGAGUGCCAUUCCUCGUUCGUGGACCCAACAUUCAACCCAAAUCGAUAACAAAUGCUCCAAUAGCUCUGAUUGAUCUGUUCCCCACAUUCUUGGAAUGGGCCGGCGGAACUCUGACUGGAUAUGAGGAUGGAGAAUCGUUCAAUAGACACAUUGUGGAGCAAGAGAAUGAAAUCACCUCGGAUAGGACUUAUCAUCGGUCAAUUUUGAUUGAAUAUUGGGGCGAAGGCAAUAUGGAGACGUAUAACCCAGCGUGUCCGUGGAAACUAUCAGAUGACUUGGCUGAAUGUACCUUGGACGCAGAUUGUUACUGUCAGGAUGCACGGAAUAAUACUUACUCCUGUAUUAGGCAUUUUGCUUUCAACACGGAUAAGAUAUAUUGCGAAUUUCGAGAUUCAGAGGACUUUGUGGAGGCAUACGAUCUAAGCACGGAUAUCUACCAAAUGCAGAACAUUGGCUACAGCAUGUUACCUUCGGAGCGUGCACUUUAUAGUUUGAGUUUGCGGAACUUAACAGAAUGCAUGGGUAAAACUUGCAGAGAGUCUAAAAUAUAAAGUGAUAAAUGAGUUCCCG
Hermetia illucens (black soldier fly) is the source of this 1758-nucleotide messenger RNA. RefSeq names its product N-acetylglucosamine-6-sulfatase-like. Lineage: Eukaryota; Metazoa; Arthropoda; Insecta; Diptera; Stratiomyidae. Gene Ontology annotation, molecular function: glycosaminoglycan binding; N-acetylglucosamine-6-sulfatase activity. Gene Ontology annotation, biological process: glycosaminoglycan metabolic process. The coding region runs from base 210 to 1739 and encodes 509 amino acids. The record is from RefSeq and is a predicted model, not a curated record. The transcript is spliced from 7 exons.